GGAGGAAGCAGGGAGGGGGUUGGGAGCUGUGGGCCAGAUUGAACCAGGCCCUCCUACUACACUGGCCGCCAUGGGGCUAGGACAGCUGAUACCAUUGCUACUGCUCUGGAUUCAGGGAACUCACGGGUCUGAGCUAGACCCCGGUGGGCAGCACGUCUGUACAGGCAGCAGCCCCUCUGAGCUCCAGUGCUGUCCAGGCUGGAGGCAGAAAGAUCAAGAAUGCACCAUCCCCAUCUGUGAGGGGCCUGAUGCCUGCGGGAAAGAUGAAGUGUGCGUGAAGCCAGGUCUCUGCCGAUGCAAACCUGGAUUCUUUGGGGCCCAGUGCAGCUCCCGCUGCCCAGGCCAGUACUGGGGCCCCGACUGCCGUGAGUCCUGCCCCUGCUACCCACAUGGCCAGUGUGAACCGGCCACGGGCAUGUGUCAGUGCCAACCCACUCACUGGGGCAGACUCUGUGAGUUUCCAUGCACCUGCGGUUCUCACGGUCACUGCGACCCCAAGACGGGCUCCUGUCACUGCGACCCUGGCUGGUGGUCAUCCAAGUGCCUCCGCAUGUGCCAGUGCAACCAUGGGGCACGCUGCGACCAGGCCACAGGAACCUGCCUAUGCCCAGUGGGCUGGUGGGGCCGCCGCUGCAGCUUUAGCUGCAACUGCCACAAAUCGCCCUGCAUGCAGGAGACAGGCCGUUGUACCUGCCUGCAGGGCUGGUGGGGUUCCAACUGUCGUCAGAAGUGUGAGUGUGAGCGUGGCCAAUGCAGCGUCAACUCCGGCCAGUGCUCCUGCCCGCCUGGCUUCCAUGGCACCCGUUGCGAGCUGCCCUGCAGCCCUGGCCGCUAUGGGGUGCAAUGCACUGAAAGCUGUGGCCACUGUAAGCUGAAUACAACAUGCUCUCCAGUCACUGGCAGCUGUGAGUCCUGCAAACCGGGCUGGAACGGGACACAGUGCAAGCAGCCAUGUCCACCUGGCACCUUUGGAGAGAGCUGCCAUGAGCAGUGCCCUCACUGCCGGCUUGGGGAGCCUUGUCAUGCAGAAACUGGGCACUGCCAGCGCUGUGACCCUGGUUGGCUGGGGCACAGGUGUGAAAACCCCUGCCCCCUUGGUACCUUUGGGGAGGACUGCAGAUCUAUCUGCCCCACCUGUGUUCAGGGGACCUGUGACGCCGUGACAGGGAAAUGUGUCUGUAGUGCCGGCUACUGGGGGAACAGUUGUAACAGUUCCUGCCCAUCUGGUUUCCAUGGAAACAACUGUUCUAUCCCCUGCCAGUGCCCAGAGGGGCUCUGCCACCCUGUGACUGGAGCCUGCCAGCUAGGCCACCAUGGCAAGACUGCCCUCAUCACAGGCAUCCUGGUACCUCUGCUGCUCCUCCUGGGCAUCACCUGCUGUAUCUACUGCUGCUGGGCUACCCAACCGAACCCCAAGGACAGGCCAGAGAGAGAUGGAACUGCCUUAUUCAGGAUGAAGCAGCAGGUCUGGGGGGCACUGACCAGCCUGGGCUCUGCUCUACCCUGUGGCUCCCUCAGUAACUACAAGUUACCCUGGGUAACAGUUUCUCAUCACGACCCGGAAGUCCCCUUCAACCACAGCUUCAUUGAGCCACCCUCUGCUGCCUGGGCCUCUGAUGAUUCCUUUUCUUCUGAUCCUGACUCUGGAGCAGAGGAUGAAAGUCAUGCCUACUUCAUGCCACCCCGAGAAGAGGUGGCCCCUGUGGCCCAGGAAGAAUCACCAGAGGCCAGCCUGACUGGAGGCCCCUUCCCUCCCCCUGAGGAUGCCUCCACACCAUUCCCUAUCCCACGCACCUCUAGUUUGGCUCGGGCCAAGCGACCAUCUGUCUCCUUCGCUGAAGGCACCAAGUUUGCACCACAGAAUGGCCAAAACUCUGAGGAACUCUCCAGCCCCAUACGAAAACCCAAGAGACUCUCCAGGGGAGCUCAGCCACGUCCUGAAGGCCAAGAGGCUGAGGAGUCCACAGGCAUAGAGCAAGCAAACACAGAGGACAAUGUUCCUACUGCUACCAGCCACAGGGAGGCUGCCACGAGCCACCAUCAGCUCCCACCUGGUGGCCCAACAUUGGCUGAGUGUGUGGAAACCACUGAUGGCAGAAUCCAGGAGAUCCCAGGCUCUGUGGCCACAAUCUACAUGCUGGCAGGGACACCCCAGAGAUCUGAGGGCUCUGUCUGGUCUGUCUUCCGACGAGUGGGAAACUUCCAGAAAGAUCAGGCAGAGCCCAAAGUCAAGAGUGUCAUCCCUAAGCCUCUGCGCCGAGCCCUGGGUCGGAAUCAGGGUAGCCCUGGGCUGUCCCAGACUUCUGGCUUAGCCCUGGGUGCCACUGUCCCUGGAACCAUGGAGUCCACAGGAGUUCGGCCAGAGGAAGCAUCCAGGGGUCUGGGGGAUGGCAUUGAGAGCUUAGGGGUAGUCCUGGAGCCAAUCUCUGGGAACAGCCUCCUGGAACAGGGUCCCUGGAAGCAGGAUGAAGAGGAGGAACCCCUAUAUGAGAAUGUCAUACCCAUGUCUGCACCACCACAGCACUGAGGACCUUGAACUUAGGGAGUGGGAAGACAGUAUAUGGGGUUGUGAGGAGGGGGAGACACCAGAACCGACCACAGACCAGAUUGUGCUUUGUGCUGAGAAAUGAUCCCAAGGCUGAGACAGAUUGAGCAUAGCCUCUGUCCUGGAAGAAGCAGGGGUUAGAGGCCGCUUGGUUAUGGAUCUUGCCCUGGUGAUCCUGGUAAUACUCCCAGGUAGGUCUGGAAGGUCUGGGCGAAGACCUUACAGGAUGGGGUCAGGAAGGAGGAGGAGAUGGCUGCAGGGACUUGUCCGGAUUCUGCCCCAAGACUGUUCUUUUCAUCAUGUGCAAAACAGUGUUUUUCUAAAAUGGGAAACAACAUAAAUGUGUGAUGAUAAAGACUGAUUAAAUAAAUAUUUCUUUUUUUAAGUAUUAA
Molecule: messenger RNA, 2937 nt
Organism: Nannospalax galili (Upper Galilee mountains blind mole rat)
Lineage: Eukaryota; Metazoa; Chordata; Mammalia; Rodentia; Spalacidae
Gene: Scarf1
Product: scavenger receptor class F member 1
Exons: 11
Coding region: 71-2527 (818 amino acids)
Molecular function (GO): scavenger receptor activity
Source: RefSeq, a predicted model, not a curated record